Messenger RNA from Strongylocentrotus purpuratus (purple sea urchin), 2412 nucleotides. RefSeq lists its product as uncharacterized. The transcript has 2 exons. The coding region runs from base 34 to 1530 and encodes 498 amino acids. The record is from RefSeq and is a predicted model, not a curated record. NCBI's taxonomy places the organism in Eukaryota, Metazoa, Echinodermata, Echinoidea, Camarodonta, Strongylocentrotidae.
UAUUUUAUUUCAUAUUUCGUCGUUCGAAAUUACAUGAGAUCCCGCCAAGCGCAUGCGCAGUCAAUUCGCCGCGCAAUUGAUUUUUACAGGGAAAGUAACUUUCCCUCAGCAGUCAAAAUACCUAAUUUUCGUCGUUUUUUCGGACCAGCGGUUUCGAAAAAAUACUUCAUUAGGGAGAGAAACUCUCCUUUUUCAUGUUUUUGGAAGACUUUUGAGAAUCUGUGCUGUUUUUAUUUCAAAAAUCGAAGUUUUGUUCCGAUUUCCACGUACACGAUGGCGUCUCCGUCAGGCAGCAUCAAGCAGAAAACCAGCGAAACGCUGAGCACGGCUAAAGCCGGAACUUCACCGGGCGAAACCGCCGCGGGCCCCUCUACGAAGCCUGAGCCAAAGCGCUCAUCGGCAGUGAAAUCCUCCGAUACGAAACGCAAAAGUGUCUUGGCAAAGCCUGCCUCGAAUGAGUCUAAGAACUCUGGGCCUAAAAAGAAGGGCAAAAAGCCUGAAGAAAAGGAGGACUUCACGGAUUUACGAGGUAGACUUGACAAAUUGGAAUCCUUAAUGGAGAGAAUGGUGGAUUUUUUGCCUUGUCAAUCUGCAACUCGCCCCACAGGGGAUACACCACCGACAGCUGCGACGAACGUGAGAUUUCGUGAAGUUGAACAUGAUGAUGAUGAUUUUGAGCAUAUUGACACUGGAAACAUGGGCCAAUGCCCUACGUCAUAUGACAUUGGCAGCAUGGAUGAGGGUGAUGUCAACGAAACUGUUGCACCAGGUUUAGACCAGGAGAAUGAGGACAAAGUUCCUGCCCUUGCUCAGAAAUUUGCUAUCCCCACUGGGGUAGGUGGCGCGAUCCAUGAUGAUUUAGCAAAGUCUGCCAUGUACCUCAUGUCCCACCAGCUAGAGGAAAAUGUGUUGGAGGAAGCUGGAGGGAAAUACCCUCCUCCAAGCAAUUGUACUCCACUGUGUUGCCCCAAAGUGAAUGCAGCAAUAUGGGAAAACCUAUCCUCGCAAACGAGAAGCCGUGAUUUGAAACUGCAAAGAAUCCAAAAGCCUUUGACAAGGGGACUCACAGCUUUUAUUCAAACUCUGUCCCCCGAUAGCCUAUCUGAGACACAACAGGAUGCAUUGGCAUUGCUGUGUAACACAAACUUUGAAAUCAACUGCUUACACAAAGAUCAGAUUAAGCCAGACUUAAAUGCCAAGUACUCACAUCUAUGCAAACCUGCCACACCAGUGAGUCAGUUCUUAUUUGGCGAUGACUUAACAGAGAGAGUCAAAGAUCUUACAGAACAACAAAAAGCUGCAUCUGGCGUGGUGCGUGGACAACGUACACCCCGCCCCAGUACCAUCCGUACAGGACGCAAGCGUCCAGCACUUUUCAAUACCGCAGACAAGGAUGGAACCGUGCCACCGGCACAUCACAAACUUUUCCAAGUAGCAGGCCCACAAGUGGGAACUACAACACGCCUUUUUUGGGCCAGCGAACCCAACGAGGCAGACCAUACAGAGCUCCGCCUCACACCCAGACGAUGAGCAUGGGAAAACAGACCCAAUCCUUCCAGCGGCCACAGGCAGCAAGGAGGAAAUAGCUACACCAUUACCCAAAGAGGUUAUGCGGCAACAUUUUGAGAAUCGGGGACUAAGCAGACGAACAGUGGAUAUCAUUACAGCUUCAUGGAGAGCAUCAACCUGCAAGCAGUACCAAGUGUACAUCACACAGUGGCGAAGAUUUUGCCACAGCAGGAAUACGAGUUACCUCCAAGCCGAGGUGGAAACGGUACUAGAAUUCCUUAGUAGUUUAUUUCAUGACAAGAACCUUAGCUACAGUGUGAUCAAUACAGCUCGUAGCGCUUUAUCCACUUUUCUGAUUCUCUUUGACAGUAAUCAGACAAUAAGUACUCACCCACUUAUAACCAGACUGAUGAGAGGUGUUUUUCAACUCAGACCUGUCGUACCUAGAUAUACAGAAAUAUGGAAUAUUAGUCCAGUCCUCAAUUUUCUAAGAAAAUUGUCUCCAGUAAACUCCUUAAACCUCAGAGAUUUAACACUCAAAGUAUGUAUGCUAAUGGCUCUUGUAUCGGCACAGAGAGUGCAAACCUUGCAUAUAUUGAAGACUAACAAGAUGACCCUGAAAGGGGGCUUUGUGGGUUUUCAUUUGGAUGAACACUUGAAGCAAAGCAAACCAGGAAAUACCGAUUUUAAUUUUAAAUUGGAAGCAUAUCCACCUGAUAGAAGAUUGUGUAUUGUAAAAUAUGUGAAACAUGUCCAGCGCACAGGACCACUUCGUGGGAAUGAGAACUCAUUCUUUGUAAGUUACACCAGACCUCAUAAUAGAGUAACAACUCAAACCUUAUCUCGCUGGAUCAAGACCUGCUUGCAAAGAGCAGGUGUGGAUACAAACGUUUAUAAGGCUCA